AUGAAGACUGGUAGCUCAUUAGUGGCUUCUAAGCACAAUUGGCUUCUGUGUGUAGUGCUGGAGAACUACCAGCAUAUCCUGGCUUUGGCAUUUGCUGUAAAGGAGAUCAACAAAAAUCCCCAGAUGCUACCAAAUAUUACACUUGGGUUCAAAAUAUAUGACAGCUAUUUGAGUGCAACGUGGACCUACCAUGCAGCAAUGCAAAUUAUAUCUCCAAAUAAUAAGCUUCUCCCCAACUACAAGUGCGAGAUCCAGGACAAUCUACUAGCAAUUAUUGAGGAACUGAUUGCUGACCUCUCCCAACAGAUACCAACUCUUUUCAGCAUCUACAAGAUUCCACAAUUCAUGCAUGGGUUUGCCAUAGCGAUAACAGAGAACACCAAACUCCAUUCCUUCUACAAGAUGGCUCCAAAUGGAUUCCAUCAGUACAGGGGGAUUCUUGAAUUGCUUCACCAUUUCAAGUGGAGAUGGGUUGGAUUGGUUGCUGCAAAUGGGGAAAAUUUACAAUGGUUCAUGCAGUCAAUCCUUCCAGAAUUUUCCAAGAGAGGCAUUUGUUUUGCUGUAUUGGAAUCAUUCACCAGUUUAUGUUUAUGUUAUGAUGUUGACAAAGGAAGUUUUAUGAAAUGUGCUUUUGAAUUUUGUGACAGAAUCCUGAACUGCAAAGCCAAUGUUUUGGUCUUCAAUGGAGACACACUUUCUAUGAUAAUUUUGAGAUAUGUUCUAAGUACAUUAUUUGAAGAUGCAAUUCAAAAGCCAAAAGGGAAGGUCUGGAUUUUGACAGUUGGGAUGGAAUUAAAAUCUUUUGUCAGCAGAAAGAGUUGGGAUGUGGGAGACUUCCAUGGUGCUUUAUCAUUUGCACUUCACUCCAAUGAACUUCCAGGAUUAAGACAAUUUAUUCAUAGCAGGAACCCUUCCAGUGAUAAAGGAGAUGGUUUUAUCAAGGACUUCUGGGCUCAGGCAUUUCAUUGUACAUUCCAGGAUUCUGUUCUGGGCAAUGCGAGUGGGAAUAUCUGUACUGGAGAGGAGAAGCUGGAGAAACUCCCAGAGCAUGUCUUCCCAAUGACUUUAUCAGGCCACAGCUACAGCAUCUACAAUGCAGUCUAUGCUAUGGCUCAUGCAUUGCAUGCUAUGCAUUCAUCCACAUCCAAAAGCAAGUCAAUGAUGAAAGGAGAGAGAAGGAAGACUCAUAAUCAGCAAGCUUGGCAGCUCCACCAUUUCCUGAACUCUGUGUCAUUUAACAAUACUGCUGGGGAAAAGGUUGUCUUUGACCAGAAUAGGGAGGUAGUUCCAAAAUUUGACAUCAUCAAUUGGGUCACAUAUCCAAACCAAUCUUUCAUUAGAGUGAAAGUUGGAAAGAUGGAUUUCCAGGCUCCCUCAGAUGAGGCAUUCGCCAUUAAUGAGGAUGCCAUUGUAUGGCACAACUGGUUUAACCAGGCACAGCCACUUUCUGUGUGUAAUGACAACUGCCAACCUGGUUAUAGGAAGAACAGGAAGGAGGGGGAGCCCUUCUGUUGCUAUGAUUGCAUCCCGUGCCCCAAAGGCUGGAUAUCUAACAAAAAAGAUAUGGCUGAAUGUUUUAAAUGUCCAGAUGAUCUCUAUGCAAACAAGGACCAGAAUUUAUGUAUUCCCAAGGUUAUAACCUUCUUAUCUUAUGAAGAACCUUUGGGCAUCAGUUUAACCAUCUGUGCUCUUUCAUUUUCUUUAAUCACAGCUCUGAUGAUAAGAACAUUUAUGAAGCACCAUGAAACUCCCAUUGUCAAAGCAAACAACAGGGAUCUUUCCUACGCUCUUCUCACCUCUCUCCUGUUCUGCUUCCUUUGCACAUUUCUAUUCAUUGGCCGACCUGAGAAAUUGACAUGUCUCCUCCGCCAAACUGCCUUCGGCAUUGUGUUUACAAUGGCUGUUUCUUCUGUGUUGGCAAAAACCAUCACUGUGGUUCUGGCUUUCAUGGCCACACAGCCAGGAUCCAGGAGCAAGAAGUGGGUGGGGAAAAGAUUGGCCAGUUCCAUUGUAGUCUCUUGCUCCAGUCUUCAAGCUGCCAUUUGUCUUGUGUGGCUGGCAACCUCUCCACCAUUCCCAGAUAUUGACAUGCAUUCACAGGCUGAAGAAAUCAUACUGGGAUGUAAUGAAUCAUCAAUGAUACUGUUGUACUGUGUCCUGAGCUACAUGGGCUUGCUGGCCAUUGCCAGUUUCACUGUGGCUUUCUUUGCCAGGAAGUUGCCAGACAGUUUUAAUGAAGCCAAAUGUAUCACUUUCAGCAUGUUGGUGUUUUGCAGUGUUUGGUUGUCUUUUGUUCCUUCCUACUUGAGCACAAAGGGGAAAUAUAUGGUAGCUGUGGAGAUCUUCUCUAUUUUAUCCUCCAGUGCUGGUUUGUUAGGCUGCAUUUUUGUCCCAAAAUGCUACAUUAUUUUGUUGAGGCCUGACCUGAAUAACAAGGAGCAGUUCUUAAGGAGAAAACAGUGA
This is a messenger RNA of Elgaria multicarinata webbii, 2463 nucleotides long. Its product is annotated as vomeronasal type-2 receptor 26-like. Lineage: Eukaryota; Metazoa; Chordata; Lepidosauria; Squamata; Anguidae. Gene Ontology annotation, biological process: G protein-coupled receptor signaling pathway. The coding region runs from base 1 to 2463 and encodes 820 amino acids. Gene Ontology annotation, cellular component: plasma membrane. Gene Ontology annotation, molecular function: G protein-coupled receptor activity. The transcript has 6 exons. The record is from RefSeq and is a predicted model, not a curated record.